AUGGAGUUUCAGAGACGUCAAGGUCACUGCCUCUCCGAGAGGAAGGGGCAAAAGCGAAAGCUAGACGAAGAAUCGCAGGACGAACCACAGAUCUCGGCGGCGCCGCCUACCUCCGACGAGCGUGCGGCACUUCUAACUGAAGUGGAAAAUCAGGUCAACAUCCUCGAGUCGACUUUCACGUGGAAUGAAUCAGACAGAGCAGCGGCAAAGCGAGCCACUCAUGCGCUCGCUGAUCUCGCGAAGAAUGAGGAAGUGGUGAAUGUUAUUGUGGAAGGAGGUGCUAUUCCUGCUUUGGUUAAGCAUCUUCAGGCGCCGCCUGUGGAGGAUUGCGAUCAGAAGGCGUUGCCGUUUGAGCAUGAAGUUGAGAAAGGAAGUGCUUUCGCUCUAGGACUUCUUGCCGUCAAGCCAGAACAUCAGCAGCUAAUUGUUGACAGUGGCGCCUUAACUUACCUUGUUGAUCUUUUGAAGAGGCAUAACCAAGGCUUAACUUCUCGUGCCAUUAAUAGUCUCAUUCGUAGGGCUGCAGAUGCUAUUACUAAUCUUGCACAUGAGAAUAGCAACAUUAAAACCCGUGUCAGGAUGGAAGGUGGAAUUCCACCACUUAUUCAUUUGCUCGAGUUUGCCGAUACAAAGGUGCAAAGAGCUGCUGCUGGUGCACUGAGAACCCUAGCUUUUAAAAAUGAUGAAAAUAAGAAUCAGAUUGUUGAGUGCAAUGCUCUUCCGACUUUGAUUCUAAUGUUGCGUUCUGAAGAUGCUGCUAUUCAUUAUGAAGCGGUUGGUGUGAUUGGAAAUCUAGUUCACUCUUCUCCUAAUAUAAAGAAAGAGGUUCUUUUUGCUGGUGCUCUACAACCAGUUAUUGGAUUACUUAGCUCCUGCUGCUCUGAAAGUCAGAGGGAAGCGGCAUUGUUACUUGGACAGUUCGCAGCAACUGAUUCAGAUUGCAAGGUUCACAUUGUACAGAGAGGUGCUGUCCGACCUUUGAUAGAGAUGCUUUCGUCUUCUGAUGUACAACUCAGAGAAAUGUCUGCCUUUGCAUUAGGGAGAUUGGCCCAGGACACACAUAACCAAGCUGGUAUUGCACACAGUGGUGGCUUAGUGCCACUGCUCAAGCUCCUUGACUCAAAAAAUGGGUCUUUGCAACAUAAUGCUGCUUUUGCUCUUUAUGGCCUUGCAGAGAAUGAGGAUAAUGUGUCUGAUUUCAUUAGGGUAGGUGGAGUUCAAAGAUUACAGGAAGGAGAGUUUAUUGUUCAAGCGACUAAAGAUUGUGUUUCCAAGACAUUGAAAAGAUUAGAGGAGAAGAUUCGCGGUCGUGUGCUGAGCCAUCUAUUAUAUCUCAUGCGAGUUUCAGAAAGGGGUUUUCAAAGGCGAAUUGCUUUAGUUCUAGCGCAUCUUUGUUCUGCAGAUGAUCAAAGAAGAAUUUUUAUUGAACACCAUGGUCUUGAGUUGCUUAUCGGGCUUCUUUGCUCAUCUAGCACCAAGCAGCAGCUUGAUGGUGCCGUGGCUUUAUGCAAGUUGGCCGAUAAAGCAUCAACUCUGUCUCCUGUAGAUGCUCCUCCUCCUUCUCCAACACCUCAGGUCUACUUGGGAGAGAAGUUUGUAAACAAUGCUACACUGUCUGAUGUUACAUUUUUGGUUGAAGGCAAACGAUUUUAUGCUCAUAGAAUUUGUCUACUUGCAUCUUCAGAUGCAUUUCGUGCAAUGUUUGAUGGUGGUUAUAGGGAGAAGGAUGCAAGAGACAUAGAGAUCCCAAAUAUUAGAUGGGAGGUUUUUGAGUUGAUGAUGAGAUUUAUAUAUACCGGAUCAGUUGAUGUCACUCCAGAUAUUGCUCAAGACCUUCUUCGAGCAGCUGAUCAAUACCUUUUAGAAGGACUCAAGAGACUCUGUGAGUACACAAUUGCACAGGAUAUAUUACUAGAGAACGUGUCGAGUAUGUAUGAACUUUCAGAAGCCUUCAAUGCAAUAUCAUUGAGGCAUGCAUGCAUUCUUUUUAUCUUGAAGCACUUUGAUAAGUUGAGUGCAAGGCCAGGGCACUCUCUUCUGAUUCAGCGUACAAUUCCAGAGAUCCGCAAUUACUUUGUAAACGCCCUUACAAAUGCCAACUCCCAUAGACAGUAA
Molecule: messenger RNA, 2115 nt
Organism: Lathyrus sativus (Indian pea)
Lineage: Eukaryota; Viridiplantae; Streptophyta; Magnoliopsida; Fabales; Fabaceae
Source: the annotation of a GenBank genome assembly